Messenger RNA from Catharus ustulatus (Swainson's thrush), 498 nucleotides. Its product is annotated as lutropin subunit beta-like. Lineage: Eukaryota; Metazoa; Chordata; Aves; Passeriformes; Turdidae. The coding region runs from base 1 to 498 and encodes 165 amino acids. Gene Ontology annotation, cellular component: cytoplasm; extracellular region. Gene Ontology annotation, biological process: G protein-coupled receptor signaling pathway. The record is from RefSeq and is a predicted model, not a curated record. Gene Ontology annotation, molecular function: hormone activity. The transcript is spliced from 3 exons.
AUGGGGGGGGUGCAGCUCCUGGCCCUGCUGACCCUCCUGGCUCCCCCGGAGAUUUUGGGGAUCCCCGGGGACCCCCUGGGGGUGCUGAGCGCCCUUCCCGGGGGUCUCUCGAUGCCCGGGGGGGUGUCGGUGAUUUUGGGGGGGGGUCCCGGACGCCCCCCGUGCCGGCCCGUGAAUGUGACGGUGGCGCUGGAGAAGGAGGAGUGUCCCCAGUGCCGGGCGGUGACAGCCACGGCCUGCGGGGGGUUCUGCAGGACCAGGGAGCCGGUUUACCGCAGCCCCCUUGGCCCCCCACGCCAGGCCGCCUGCACCUACUCGGGGGUUCGCUACGAGCGCUGGAUUUUGGGGGGCUGCCCCCCCGGCAUCGACCCCUCCGUCACCGUCCCGGUGGCCCUGGGCUGUCGCUGCGGCCGCUGCCCCAUGGCCGCCGCCGACUGCGUCGUGCUGGGGCUGGGACCCUCCUUCUGUGGGGCUCCGGGGGGGUUUGGGGGGUCUUGA